AUGGUGACGCCUGUCAAGCGUCCCGCCGAGCUGGCGGCCGACCGCCCCCACCGCAGCCGCUCCCGCGGCGCCAAGGCCCUGAAGCGGGAGCCAGGCAUCGCGGAGGCGUCGGUCGCGCCCCCGGAGCCGCAGCUCGACGCCGACGAGCAGGAGCUGGCGGACCGCCGCCUGGCGCUGCAGCUGCACAACGAAAUGAUGGAGCGGCAGGAGAAGGUCGUCGACCGAGGCCAGGAGUACAUCGACGUGGACUGGCAGGAGAUCAUCGGCGACUACCCGACGGUGGGCGGCGGGGCCUCGUAUGCCAAGCGCGUGGGCGAGGAGGACGAGCUGGACGUCGUGUGGGACCCCGCGCUCCUCGAGAAGCACACCGCGGACUGGGAACGCAUCAUCAUGACGGAUUUCGCGGUGUACGACGCCGAGGGCAUGCUGGCGCCGCUCGAGCUCGUGCCCAUGAUCAAGAGCGAGCCGAACAACGUGCUCUUCCUGUCCGGCGCCAUCCAGCGCGCGCGCGGCGAGGACGACUUCUACGGGCACGGCUUCGAGUGCGGCGAGGCCACGGACGGCGCCGGCGAGGCCGGCGCGUCCGACGCCGGCGCGGGCCCGAGCGGCAGCGGCGGCAUCGCGACGCGCAUCUUCACCACGCCGAUCCGCGAGUGGACCGUCGAGAUCGGGAUCGACCGCAUCUACAUCAUCGCGCGCACCAACUGCGCCUGGUACCAGCUCAGCCGGCCGCUCCCGGAGUACGCGCGCAUCAUGGACGUCCCGGUCAAGGUCGCGCGCAUCGGGAAGAAGCUCCUCGGCCUCGUGUGCGAGGCCCGCCGCGCGAGCUCCGUGUCCCUGCGUGCCGCGCGCGACGUCAUUGCCGCGGAGAAGCCCGCGUCGUCGCUGCGCGUGUCGCCGGAGCCGGUCGUCGUCGAGCGCUUCCUCGUCGUGCACGGCGCGAUCAUCGCCGCGAUCUUCUACUCGUACCCCGUCGAGGAGGUCCAGCGCUGCGCGCUGGUGAAGGAGCUGAUCAACAGCAUGAAGUACUGCCGGCACCACAAGGUGUUCGCGCGGCGCGGGGGGUACGACCCCGGGCUGACGGUGGAGAACCCGAUGAAGCGGUGCCGCGGGGACGCGCGGCCGAAGCUCGCGCCGAUGGAGGCGACCGCGACGCUGCUGGUGCGCAAGAUCUGGCAGUCCUACUUCGACCGGCGCGCCAAGUACGACGCGAAGGGCAAGGCCGACAUCGACCCGUACACGGGCAAGCGCUUCCUGUCCGCGAACGACCGCGCGGAGAUCGAGCGCGGCGUGCACCCGUUCACCGGCAAGCCGUUUGCGUCCGACGCCGAGAAGCAGGAGCUGCUGUCAGGCACCGUGGACCGCCCCGCGGACGACGAGGACGGCGACGCGGGCGCGCCGGACGCCGAGGACGAGGACGGCGGCGACCUCGUGGAGCCGAUGUUCGUCGCCGACCGCGCGCGCGCCAACAAGGGCGUGGCCUUCGUGGGCGAGGGCGAGGACAUGGCGACGCGCGCGGGGACGCGGCGGGCGUACCGCGAGGCCACGCUGGGCGACGGCAAGGGCGCGGCGGCGCGGGUGAAGUGCGGGACGGCGGUGCGGUGCUGGGUGCGCGGGGAGGACGCGGACGGGCACGAGGAGUGGGAGGUCGUGCUGGGGCUCGUGCAGUGCAUGUGGGCGCAAGCGCGGAGCGGGAAGGGGUCGCGUGGGCGCGCCGCGGCGGCCGCGGACGGCGACUUGCACAUGGCGCAGCUGCGCGUGCUGCUGCCGGGCGCCGCGACGGUGCUGGGCGACACCGCGUCGUCGUUCGAGCUCUUCCUCGGGCAGGACACGGUCACCGUGUGCAUGGACGACGGCACGGAGCGGCUCGACGUCGAGUGGGGCGACGGCCUCAUCGGCGUGCGCCACCGCAAGCACCACAACGCCACGAUGGAGCGCAUGCAAGACGAGGCGCGCGAGCGGAUCGCCGCGGGGCAGGAGCCGACGUACUACGUGUCGCGCGAGUACGUCGCGUCCGAGGGCAUGUUCCGGGACCUCCCCGAGGACGUCGAGAUGCGCCUGGGGGAGUAUUGCGAGGCUGACGUGGUGCAGCCCAUCACCGAGCUGUGGGAGGCGGCCCCGCGCACGCCCGGCCGCGCCGCCUUCACCGUCGUGCGCCCCAACGGCAAGCGCCAGGUCGUGCAGGAGGGGGACUUCGUCUACCUCGAGGUCGACGCCUUCGAGCCGCUCGAGUCGGCCAAGGACACCCGACAGCGGGCGUCGUACCCGCCACCCCCCCCGCCGGGCCAGGACGCCAAGGGCGCCGCCGCGAAGCCCCCUGCGCGCGAGCCGGCCAAGAAGGAGAAGAAGCCGAAGAAGGCGCCCGCGAAGAAGAAGGCCCCCGCGGCCCCCAAGGCCGCAAAGCCCAAGGCGGAGGCGACGCCGGCCCCCGCGCGGCCCCCGCGCGCGGCGCGGCCGGAGUCGCUGCGCGAGGAGGACACGGACACGUCCGGCGAGGGCUCCUCGGACGGCUCGCCCGGCCUGACGCGCGCCGGGCGGAAGCACCGCGCCCGCAAGGCGGCGGACCCCGACAGUGCCAUGGACCUCGACGACGCGCCGCGGCGGCGCGCGGGCCCGCGGCGGCCGUUGGCGCGCAAGGACCUGCUCGAGAAGGGCUCGAACGAGGGCGUGCGGGCGUGGAACGUGGGCCGCGUGGACAAGGUGACGUUCGGCGGCGUGGCGGCGGGGUCCGGGGGGAAGAAGCUCGUGGCGCGGCUGACGGUGACGCGGCUGCUGCGGCCGGAGGACGUGGAGCACGACCUGGCGUACAAGAUGGCGUACAACGAGCUGCUGUGGAGCGACGAGACCGCGGAGCUGGACCCGGAGGAGGUGCUGGGGGUGUGCUACGUGACCCCCCCGGACCGCGUGCCCGCGGAGCGGCACCCGGACCUGUUCGUGUGCGCGAAGAAGCACGUGAGCACGACGCUGGUCGCGGGCACGGGGCCCGGGACGGGCAAGCCGGCGAGGUACGAGCACGACUUGACGGAGGUGCCGGAACUCCCCCCCGUGGAGUUCAUCGACGCGAAGGAGUGCCUGGUCCGGCCGGAGGACGUCCCCGCGGCGCAGCGGCUCAAGACGCUCGACAUCUUCGCCGGCUGCGGCGGCCUGUCCGCGGGCUUCGACGCGUCGGGCGCCACGGAGACCAAGUGGGCGAUCGAGUACGAGCGGUCGGCGGCCAAGGCCUUCGAGCGCAACUACCCGGACGCGACGAUGUUCGCGGAGAACUGCAACGUCGUGCUGCUGCGCGCGAUGGAGAAGGCCGGGUGCAUGGACGAGUGCCACGCGCCGGAGCCCAACCGCAAGGCGGCGGAGGGGUUCCCGGCCGAGCUGGUCGACAAGCUGCCCAAGCCCGGGGAGGUGGACUUCGUGUGCGGCGGCCCGCCGUGCCAGGGGUACUCCGGGAUGAACCGGUUCAACAAGGGGAACUGGUCGAUGGUGCAGAACUCCAUGAUCAUGUCCUACCUGUCCUACUGCGACUUCUACCGCCCGCGGUACUUCCUCCUCGAGAACGUGCGCAACUUCGUGACGCACAACAAGUCGCGCACCUUCCGCAUGGUGCUGCGCACGCUCCUCGACAUGGGCUACCAGGUCCGCUUCGGCGUGCUCAACGCGGGCAACUUCGGCGUCGCGCAGAGCCGCAAGCGCACCUUCAUCUGGGCCUCGAUGCCCCAGGAGCGCCUCCCGGACUGGCCCGCGCCCAAGCACGCGUUCCGGUCGCCGCAGCUCAAGAUCACGCUCGGCCCCGACGGCGAGAGCUACUGCGCCAUCCCCGACGUCCAGGGCGCGCCGUACCGCGCGGUGACGGUCCGCGACACCAUCGGCGACCUGCCGCCCGUCGGCAACGGGCACAGCGACCCCGAGGACGCCGGGAUGGACUACGGCGGGCCGCCCGUGAGCGACUUCCAGGCGGCGAUCCGCGGGGAGUGUCCGCGGCUGUACGACCACGUGUCCAAGCAGAUGAACGACCUGAACUACACGCGGUGCCGGCUUAUCCCGAAGAACAUGCCCGGCGCGGACUGGCGCGCGCUCGAGGUGUGGGCGGGGCGCGUGUCCGAGGACACGUGCGUCGACGAGGAGAAGAACAAGCACCCGAUGGGGACCAUCGUGCCGUGGUGCCUCGCGAACGACACGCGCCACCGCCACAACCAGUGGCGCGGGCUCUUCGGCCGCCUGGACUACUACGGCCACUUCCCCACCGCCGUGACGGACCCGCAGCCCAUGGGCAAGGUCGGGCAGGUCUUCCACCCGGAGCAGGACCGCAUCAUCACCGUGCGCGAGUGCGCGCGCUCGCAGGGCUUCCCGGACACGUUCCGGUUCUACGGCGACGUGCACUCGCGGCACCGCCAGAUCGGGAACGCCGUGCCCGUGCCGCUGGCGCGCUCGCUGGGCGAGCAGCUCUGCCGCGCGCUGACGCGCCGGAACUAG
Pedinophyceae sp. YPF-701 is the source of this 4464-nucleotide messenger RNA. NCBI's taxonomy places the organism in Eukaryota, Viridiplantae, Chlorophyta, Pedinophyceae. The record is from the annotation of a GenBank genome assembly.